Molecule: messenger RNA, 3083 nt
Organism: Cynoglossus semilaevis (tongue sole)
Lineage: Eukaryota; Metazoa; Chordata; Actinopteri; Pleuronectiformes; Cynoglossidae
Gene: mapk8a
Product: mitogen-activated protein kinase 8a
Exons: 12
Coding region: 340-1656 (438 amino acids)
Biological process (GO): protein phosphorylation
Molecular function (GO): MAP kinase activity; ATP binding
Source: RefSeq, a predicted model, not a curated record
AGGAAGGAAGGAUGCAUGUGGGAUGGAUGGAUGGAGAUGGUGGGUGUGUCCCAGUGGAGGAGUGACGCGCUGCUGGCACGCAUGCCCCGUGCAUACUGCGCGUCCCGGCCUGUCAGUAGCGGGCAGAUGGAAACGUAGGCAAGUGGAUCUGGUGAGGUCAUGUAUUUUUAAGCUGCACGACGGAAGAAAUCGGCAUUCGUCGGCGGCAGAAAGCAGAGUCCGCAAUCGCGGAGCGUGUGGCCGCUGAUCGGUGCCUGAGCCUGACCGCAGGCUUUCGGAUUUGGUGUCGGAAAGAGAACAUUUUUGGAUGCACAGAGGGCAGCACUUGAAGAUUUCACGAUGAACAAAAACAAGAAAGACAGAGAGUUCUACAGCCUGGAUGUUGGAGAUUCAACCUUCACAGUGUUAAAGCGAUACCAGAACCUGAGGCCCAUUGGCUCAGGGGCACAGGGGAUUGUAUGUUCUGCUUAUGACCAAGUCCUUGAAAGAAAUGUUGCCAUAAAGAAGCUGAGUCGGCCGUUUCAAAAUCAAACCCAUGCCAAGAGAGCGUACAGGGAGCUGGUCCUAAUGAAAUGUGUCAAUCACAAAAAUAUCAUCGGCCUUUUAAAUGUAUUCACACCACAGAAGUCGUUAGAAGAAUUUCAAGAUGUAUACUUGGUGAUGGAGCUGAUGGAUGCCAACCUGUGCCAGGUCAUUCAGAUGGAGCUGGACCACGAGAGGCUGUCUUAUCUGCUCUACCAGAUGUUGUGUGGUAUCAAACACCUCCACGCCGCUGGUAUCAUUCACAGGGACCUCAAACCCAGUAACAUAGUUGUGAAGUCUGACUGCACUCUGAAGAUUCUGGACUUUGGUUUGGCUCGGACAGCUGCCACGGGCCUCCUGAUGACACCUUAUGUGGUUACACGUUACUACAGAGCACCAGAGGUCAUCCUGGGUAUGGGCUAUCAAGCCAAUGUGGACGUAUGGUCAGUGGGCUGCAUUGUGGCUGAGAUGAUCAGGGGAAGUGUGUUGUUCCCCGGCACUGAUCACAUUGACCAGUGGAACAAAGUCAUAGAACAGUUAGGCACUCCAUCUCAGGAUUUCCUUAUGAAGCUGAACCAGUCAGUCAGAACAUACGUGGAAAACAGGCCACGCUACGCUGGGUACACCUUUGAGAAACUCUUCCCAGACGUUCUGUUCCCCGCUGACUCUGACCACAACAAACUGAAAGCGAGCCAAGCUAGGGAUCUCCUAUCCAGGAUGUUAGUGAUCGAUGCUUCUAAACGGAUCUCAGUGGACGAGGCGCUGCAGCACCCCUACAUUAAUGUUUGGUACGACCCAGCAGAAGUGGAGGCGCCACCUCCAAAGGUUUUAGACAAACAGUUGGAUGAAAGGGAGCACACAGUAGACGAGUGGAAAGAGCUAAUUUAUAAGGAAGUGAGUGAAUGGGAAGACUGGAAAAAAAACGGUGUGAUUAGAGGCCAGCCUGCUCCUUUAGGUGCAGCAGUGAUUGAUAGCCCGCCUCAGCCCACAUCCUCCUCUUCCUCGUCAGCCAACGAUGUCUCCUCAAUGUCCACCGAUCCCACUGACCCCUGCAGUGACCCCACCACGACCUCUGAAACAGACAGCAGCUUGGACGGCGCCACCACACUGGGUGCUCUGGCCUGCUGCAGAUAACAGACGCGAGCCUUCAGCUGUACUGAAAGUAAUAUUUCUCUAUUAAUGUAUAUGACGUACGAGGGCUUUGGCCAAUGAAACUGUUCAUGGUAGUUUGUAGAGCAUCGAUUUUAAUGUACAGCUCGAUUUUAAUUUCCCCCCUCCCUUUGUACUCGCUGUAAAUGACUGUGGUUUCAUGAUUGUCCUUAUUAUAUUUUUGUUGCCAAAAAUAGAGAGUAUGUUUUACAUGUGAACUUGUGGCAUAUGUAUGGAAAGAGAGGGUCGAGUGUUAUUUACGUUUACUGUUACUGUACUUUAGCUACUGCUGUUAGCAGUGCAAUGUUUUGUUGAGUAUAUUUUUUAAACCUUUAUUUGUCUUUUUUUGUAUAACAAUUGUUAGUAUUUUGGGGGGCAUUUACGUGAAUUGAAUUCUUAAGAAAUAGACUACAGGACAUUUGACUCAAGAAUAUUAUUUUAUGUGAAUAUUGGUUCUCUUUCUUGUAGAAAGCAGCUUAAAGUAAGAGAUUUUUUAGUGUUAUGUCACAUCUGAUUUUGUGUAUUUUAGCCAGGAGCAGAGAGAGCUUGAAACAGAAUUUAGCUUUUUAAUGCUGUAAAUUGAUUGUAUUUUAAAUUAUCAUUUCACCUAGAAGGGAUUUGUGGGUGAGCAGGAACAAUUGGGGGAAUGUAAGCGAACAAAAACGUGUCAUAGUAAAGGAACCAAUGAUUACUGUUAGUGCUGUAUAUACAGUAUAUAUAUAUGGGCAACUCCACUGUUAAAUAUGCGUGAAAUGUACUUAAGGUUAGUCACCACAAAACACUGUCUUAAAGAGUCUGUUUGACCUGAAAUGUAACAUAUUUGAUUUAAGUGCCCUUAAUCAGUUCUGUGAUUUUCAGUCUUCUACACUGAAGACUCUUUUAGUCUGUGAUCCGUCUUUGAGUUCUACCUCACGUACACACACACGCACACAAACACACACACUGAAGAUACAGUCUCUAUGUCACUGAAUGCUCAAUUCAAAAGAAAUGUGAAAAAAAAGAUUUUUUUGAAUGUGUUUUUUUUUUCUUAAUUUAUUUAGUUUUGUUUCAAGCUAGGAGGCAUUUAUUGUUUGUACAUUUCAUUCAGAAGAACUAUUUAAAUGCGUUUUGUUUCUGUUUUUUUUCUUCUGUGCAAUAUAGUUCAUAGAAUAGCAUACCUGGUAAUCAAUCUGUACAUUUUUAAUGUAGAUGUAUGUAUUUUUCUGAGAAUCAGGAAACAGGUAUUUGCAGGUAACCUUUGAAAAAUGAUGGCUUAAAAAGUCCGUUUUUAGCAGUUGGGCAGCCUAGGCAAUAACCCCCUGGAUCAUCUCCCAGAAUGCACUUUGGGGGUUGUCAGACAUGUCUCAACCUUUAUAUUCAACACUUCACGUUGAAUGUGGCUUCUUAGCGUUGUUUUUUUUCUCCUGUCCAUU